UCCCCCCACUCUGGACUCCACGUGGUGGUGUUUGUCUACGUGCUUCCCAGACCCUGAGGCCCCGAGGUCUAAGCUAGUGGGCGGUCUCGGAGGGGAGGAGGGAGAGGAAGAGGAGGGAGGGAGAAAAGAGCUGCAGAAAGCGGAGGAGAAAGAGUUGGAGGAAGAGAAGGGGGCCCGGUAAGGGAGGUUUGGACCAGACUGGGCUGUCCUGGGAGCUGGUGAAGUUCCCCAAAGCAUUGCUGACCGCAGAUCCCCAGCCCGUCUGCGGCUCCUUUUUUUUACCAGUAGUACCGUUCAGAGGGCGCGACGAUGCUAUUGCUGGACUGUGGAGCUGAGGUGGACACCCUGAAGCGCUUGCUGGAGCCCGGCAGCGCCGUAAACGCCCCUCGAGACGCCUGCGGCCAGACCCCCGUGCACCUGGCAGCCCAGGCCGGACAUCCCUUUUUUCUGCUCUGGCAGCUGCAGACGGGAGCAGACCUCAACCAACAGGAUGCUUUUGGAGAAGCUCCAAUACAUAAGGCAGCUAAAGCUGGGAGCUUGGAAUGCCUCAGUCUGCUAGUAGCCAGUGAUGCCCUAAUUGAUUUACAGAACAAGAAUGGGCAGACUGCAGAAGAUCUGGCAUGGUCUUGUGGAUUUCUAGAAUGUGCCAAAUUUCUCACAACAGUUAAACACACACAGAGUAUGAAAUUAAGUGAACAAUCCAAAUGUUCAUUCAACACUAACAACUGUGGUUUGUUGCUAAAAAAAAAGAGAGCUUCCAGGAUUGUGGACAACUCAAAUGGGAAGAAGCAUCGAUCAGAUGCAGGCCAUUUGUGUUGAAAUGGUAAGCUGAGGGAAAAGAAGUUUGGAGCAGACCACAAGCUAUUGGACUGAUUUAUAAAAUGUUCUUAUCUUCUUCUAAGAAGGAGCAAGAUAUAUUAACUUUCUUCUGAGUGAAGAUCAUUUCAAGAAUACAUGUAUUCACAUAGUUUUGGUAUGCUGCAUUUAGUUGUAUUUGUUUCAGCUUUAUAUCUGAGGUCUUUAACUUGAACUAAAUACAAAUGUUUUGUUAGGGUGUUUUUUUAAGCCUUUUUUAAAGGCUCCAGCAAUAAUGAAGAAAAAUAGACUUUGAUCAUUCUUAAGUUAUUAUAACAUUGACAUGUUAGUCUAUUGUUAACAAAGUACUGAUUACAGAGUACCUUAAACAUAGUAUGUACUUAAUGUUCAAACUAAAUGGCUGCAUUGGAAACUGCUACUA
Monodelphis domestica (gray short-tailed opossum) is the source of this 1237-nucleotide messenger RNA. RefSeq names its product ankyrin repeat domain 37 (gene ANKRD37). Lineage: Eukaryota; Metazoa; Chordata; Mammalia; Didelphimorphia; Didelphidae. Gene Ontology annotation, cellular component: cytoplasm. Gene Ontology annotation, molecular function: protein binding. The record is from RefSeq and is a predicted model, not a curated record.